This is a messenger RNA of Oryza brachyantha (malo sina), 3177 nucleotides long. RefSeq names its product SWI/SNF complex subunit SWI3D-like. The transcript is spliced from 7 exons. Bases 180 to 2855 code for a protein of 891 amino acids. The record is from RefSeq and is a predicted model, not a curated record. Lineage: Eukaryota; Viridiplantae; Streptophyta; Magnoliopsida; Poales; Poaceae. Gene Ontology annotation, molecular function: zinc ion binding; protein binding.
UUUAAAUAAGACGAAUGAUAGUUCAAAAGUUUAACAUUAAAUAAAAAACAGUUGAGGACUCGUAAGGAUAUAUACACUUGGGUAGGUCACAGUCCCAGUGGUCCCACCUGUAAGUGAGACGAACGUGUUGACCCUGGUCAACACUCAACUCAGUGAGAAAGUGAGACUGAGUGACAUAAAUGCCGGAAGAGAAGACGAGAGAGCAAGCAACGAUGGCGGCCAAACCCAAACCCUCACCCUCGCCGCCGUCGGCCUCCGCCACCCCGACGACCUACCGCCGCAAGCCCAAGCGCAAGGCCAAGGCCGCCAAGCCAUCCCCGCCGCCCAAGCGCCAGGCCCGGGAGAGUCCGCCCCCGCACACCCGCCAGUCGCCGCUCAACCCCGCGCCGGAGGAUGCCUCCCAGCUUGCCGACGGGGAGCGCGAGCCACCGCCACCGCCGCCGCCGCCGCGCGUUCAGAGAGAGGCGCCAAAGCUGCGUCCAGUGAAGGAGGAAGUCGAGGCCGUCCUGUCGCGCGGAGCCGGCGUCCACGUCGUCCCCACCUUCGCCGGAUGGUUUUCAUGGAAGGACAUCCACCAAAUUGAAAAGCAAGCAUUGCCUUUGUUUUUUGAUGGGAUAUCAUUACAGAGGACACCUGACAUAUAUUUGGAAAUUAGAAAUUUUAUUAUGAAGAAAUUUCAUGCUAAUCCUCAAAUGCAUUUGGAGUUCAAAGAUUUGUCUGAGUUGUCUGAUGGGGAGAUGGAUGCUCGGUUGGAAGUCUUCGAGUUCUUGUCGCACUGGGGUUUGAUCAACUUCCACCCUUUUCCACCAGCUGCACAGGAGGUGAGUGCACUGGUUGAUACCAAAACAAAUGUUGAUACAGAGGAGAAAAUUUCUCUAGUGGACAAGUUAUUUCAGUUUGAAACAGUUCAGUCGUAUCUCAUUACUUCUCCGAACCAAGCAGAGGUGGCAGCUCCAACUCAUUCCCCUAGCUUGCUUUCUGAGCCUACGUUAACUGAAGAUUUUAUUACCCAAGCCGAGUCUUCUGUUGAGUAUCACUGCAACUCUUGUUCAGUUGAUUGCUCAAGGAAGCGCCACCAUUGCAGAACUCAGGCAGACUUUGACUUAUGUUGUGACUGCUAUAACGAAGGAAAGUUGGAUGUAGGCAUGUCACAAACUGAUUUCAUCCUUAUGGAAUCUGCAGAAAUUCCAGGUUAUGGUAGCACUAGCUGGACUGACCAGGAGACCUUGCUUCUUUUGGAAGCUUUAGAAAUUUUCCAAGCAAAAUGGAGUGACAUUGCUGAGCAUGUUGCUACAAAAACCAAAGCACAGUGCAUGCUACACUUCCUUCAAAUGCCAAUUAUGGACUCGUUUUUGUAUGAUGGAGAUGUUAGUGAAACAUCUCAGGAAACUGCAGUACAUGUCUCAGCGGAACAUGGUACUUCUGUAACUGAGGAAAUGGUGGUAGCCGAAGACAAAGCAGGAAUUAAAACUAAUUAUGGAAAAACUUCUGCAGAAACAAAAUUUAAUUUGACAGAAACAGAAGGAAACCUAGACGAUAAUGUUGUUGCAAAUAAUGAUACCAAGAAUUCAGGUGAUAUCAAUGUGGAUGCAUGUAGCAACACUGGUGGAUCAAAUAGAUCUUCAGAUACUGAACCUAUAAAGAAGGAAACUUCUGUAGAAAAUACAUCAAACAUUGUUAAUAAUGUCCUGAAAUCUGCUUUUGAAGCUGUUGGUCACAUUCCAAAGAAAGAGGACUUGGUUUCAUUUACUGAAGCAGGAAAUCCUGUCAUGGGACUGGCAGCAUUUCUAUCUGGCCUUGUGGAUUAUGAUGAUGCUACUACAUUGUGCUGUAGUUCGCUGAAAGCUAUAUCUCAUAUGUCUCCUGCUCUUCAACUGGCAACAAGGCAUUGCUUUAUUCUUCAAGAUCCACCAAAUGACCACAAAGAUCUGCCAGUCAGUAUAAGCCCUGCAGACACAGAUGGUGAGCAACAAAAAGACAAGGAUGCUACUUCAAAUCCAAAUGGUGCUGACAAGGACAACAAUUUAAAAGAAGGGUCUGCUUUAUCUGUGGAAGAGCAAAAUACUACAUCCACUUCAUCAAAAAACACCAGGGGCAUAUCUACCAUAAAGGAAUCUAAGGAUGAAUGUCCCCAAGGGGAGCCUAAACCCAGUAGUGCUAACGAUUGUGACAAUCCAAUUAGGCAGGUGGCAAAGAGUGCAUCUGAUAAUAUAAGAGGACACAGUCGCACUUUGCUUCCUGUCAGUCUGAAUAAUACAAAUGAAUCUUGUUCCAUAUCUUCCCAAGAGACCAGUGCAGGAAGCACAAAGGACACGAGUGAUCCAGGACAUGUAGACGGGGGUAAACCAAUUUAUGAGGAUCCACCAUUACAAGGAAAGACAGAAUUGAACAAGAUCGAGCAUGGAGUCACUGACUUAUCUACUCUACAGCUACAUGAGUCCAUCCGAACAAGUUCAGAAAAUGGGAACUUUGAAGAUCCUAACAGUAUUAAGGACAUUGUUGUCGAUGAUGUUUCCAUACAAAGACUACAGCGGGCAGCAGCUACUGCUAUUUCAGCAGCUGCUGUGAAGGCUGAGCUCCUUGCAAAGCAGGAGGAAUAUCAAAUCCAGCGAUUAGCUGCACUUGUGAUUGAUAAGCAGUUCCACAAGAUGCAAGCAAAAAUGUCCUUUUUCACUGAAGUACAGAACUUGUUCUUACGAAUGAGGGAGCACACCGAAAAUACCCGGAAGAAGCUUCUGAUGGAGAGGAGUGCUAUAAUCGCUUCUCGGAUGGCAGCACUGCCACCCAGACCAAACCAACCUGGGAGCAGAUUACAAUUAGGGUAUAGUCUGCAUCAGCAACUGAGGCGAUCUUGAGGCCUACUUCUCAUGUGCUAAUGACCUUUAAUGUGAUGUUCACCUUCCAAGAAACAUAGAUAAGGCUGUAGGGCUGGCUUUUGUAGUUGUUCUAAUCUAACCCACCACCAUGUGCAACAUCCCAUGUUAGUAUGUUACAGGCUCAGGAGUACUUUGCGUAGCUUACAUUGUCCCACCUAGUAGCUUUUAAUUAGCCCCUGUUAGCGUAAUAGGGUCUGUAGAACUGCACUCACCUGGAAAUCGUAUGUAUAUUAUAAUGGUUUUAAGAUCUGGGCUUGUUUCCCGUGCUUCUGUCUGCAAUGCUAAUUUUAUGCUUUCAGAA